Phragmites australis (common reed) is the source of this 1286-nucleotide messenger RNA. Its product is annotated as serine/arginine-rich splicing factor SC35-like. Lineage: Eukaryota; Viridiplantae; Streptophyta; Magnoliopsida; Poales; Poaceae. The coding region runs from base 138 to 959 and encodes 273 amino acids. Gene Ontology annotation, molecular function: RNA binding. The transcript has 8 exons. The record is from RefSeq and is a predicted model, not a curated record.
AAGCCCUCUCGCUCGCUGAGCCCACCUACUUCCACUCUACCGCCUCGCCCGACUCCACUGCUCCCCUCCCCUCCACCGCCUCGGCGGAGCGCUAAAGGCUAAACCCUAGGCCUCGCCGGCGGCGGAGGCGAGCUGCGAUGUCGCACUUCGGGAGGUCGGGGCCGCCGGACAUCCGCGACACCUUCUCGCUACUCGUCCUCAACAUCAGCUUCCGCACCACGGCCGACGACCUCUUCCCGCUCUUCGAGCGCUACGGCAAGGUUGUCGAUGUCUUCAUCCCGAGGGAUCGAAGGACCGGGGACUCGAGGGGUUUCGCGUUCGUGCGGUACAAGUACGCUGACGAGGCGCAGAAGGCUGUAGAUCGGCUUGAUGGACGAAGUGUGGAUGGGAGGAACAUCAUGGUGCAGUUUGCCAAGUAUGGCCCCAAUGCGGAGCCAAUCCGUAAAGGAAGGGUAAAAGAGGUGGUUGAGAAAUCACGAGAUAAGUCAAGAAGCUGUAGUCCAAGGGCAAGGCACAGAGACAGGGAUUGUAGGAGGCGAAGUCGCAGCAGGAGCAGAGAAAGGCAUGGCCGUGAUAGGGAGAGGGACUAUCGUCAUCAUAGCAGAAGCAGAAGCAGAAGUCCAAGUUCAAGCCCUGACUACAGAAGUCGUCGUAGGGCAAGAGAUGAUGACAAGCGCAGGAGCAAGAGUAGGAGCAGAAGCAGGAACAAGAGCAGGAGUAGGAGCAGAAGCAGGAGCAAGAGCAGGAGCAGAAGCAGGAGUAGAAGCCGCUCAUACCAUAGUGCUUCACCUGCUCGGCAAAGUACUAGUCCACGCAAGAGCCCAGCACGACAAAGGAGGCCCACUGACAAAAGUCCUGAAAAGCAGACCAAUGGAAAAGCGUCACCUCCAUCAUGCAGUGCUUCUCCAUCACCAAAGCGUGCAGGCUCACUUAGUCCUGGCAGCGAUAGCAAGGAAUAAAGCUUGUUGAUCUGGUGAUGCCUAAGAACAAUCUUUCCAUAGCAUUGCAGAAGGUUCGCUGAGCACAAUGGGAGUAGCACUCAACUGCUAUUCAAGGUUGCUAGUUGUUCGUAAUGGUUUCUAUAAAUGUGUUCUCCAGUUGCCAAAAUUAUGUUGUUGGCUUGUAUUUCGACCUCUAUUGUGUUUUCAUGCAUUUCUACUGCAUCGACUACUUUAUAUGCGUUAGACUUCUUGAUACUAUCGUAUUAACUUGUUAAAACAUUAACAAGUACAUGACUUCUUGAUACUAUCGUACACAAUAGUAGCACUCUAUUGUGUUUUCAUGCA